AUUCGAGGGGCGUUCCGGGGUGGGACGCAGUAGAUUCCCUUGCUGCCCACCUACCCGCAUUAAACCGCACCAUCACGGCCUUGUCAGCCAAGGAGGAGGCGGACAUAGUUCGCCUGUACGCGGCUUUACAUGCGAUGGAUCGGAAACCUUCAAGGUACACCCAGAAGGCAAAGAAGAAAUCGCAUGCGUCAGGAGGACCAUGGAGAGCGCCGAGGAAGCCGAGUGGCUCUGCUCUUGGACAGCAGGCGGCAGAGAGGCUGUACAUGACUCAUGGCCAAGCAGCCCAGGACCCCGAAGUUCACAGGGUCUGUGAGUGUGUCUGCCUCAGACUCUUAAAAGAGUUUGAGCAGUCACGCAACAGGCCAAAGGACACAAAGGGGAAAACAAUGCCCAUCCCUCAGUCCAUUGUAAGCGUGUACAGCCACAUCAAACAGCUGCUGGAGGACAGCAGGGUUGUCUGUGAUGACACAGACCUGGUUCUGGUGCCAGUAAACAACACCACAGUCUCUUCAUGGCUGCUUAGGAGGGAUAAAAGGAAGGACAGGGACAUGCUGCUGCAAGGCACUGUACUGCCCAAACAGGUGCACCUGGCAGAGGAGCCUCUCCCUGCUCUGAACACCCUUCCGGCUGCCCCUGUGCAACAUGCACAUGGGGCAAUGACAUUUGAGGAGCCUGAAAAUCAUGAGGGGGAAGCUUUCCCCCGCCAGCGCACUCUAACGGCGAACAAGCCUCCGCCAUCUCCACCUCCCCAGUUCCCUCCACAAUUUGGGCCACUUCCUCCAUUUCCUCAUCUUCCCCCAUAUCCGCACUUUCCAUUUCCAUAUCCUCAUGCACCUCCACUUCCUCAUGCUCCUCCAUUUUACAUUUCUACUCCAUAUCCUCAUGCUCCUCCAUAUGCUCCUCCAUAUCCUCAUGCUCCUCCAUAUGCUCCUCCAUAUCCUCAUGCUCCUCCAUUUCAUGCUCCUCCACUUCCUCAAGCUCCUCCAUUUCCUAAUUCCCUAUCUCCUGAUGCUCCUCCAUCCCAGCCAAGGCAACGCGCCUGGAGGCUCAAUAAAGCUGCCCAGGAGGAUGAGGAGCUUACGUCAAGGGGGGAUCCGGCACGGAAGAGGCUGAGAAAAGAAAACUACCACUAUACCUGCAAGGGGUGCGGUCAGGCCAAAAAUAAGGUCACUGGACACACCCAGCUGAAGGGGCGGUGGUAUUGUCCUGCCUCAGGAAUGACCCUGGAAGAGUGGAGGAAUAGUGUGUAGUUGCUGUCUUUCUGUCUGUCUCUCUCUCUGUUGUUUGUCUCUGUCUCUCUGUCUGUCUCUCUGUUGUUCGUCUCUGUCGUUAAAAUAAAGUAUAAUAAUUGUAUUUGAGCCAAGAACAGCCUUCACGUCUUUAUUUCAUUUCCUCUUGAAUAC
Messenger RNA from Gadus morhua (Atlantic cod), 1403 nucleotides. Its product is annotated as E3 ubiquitin-protein ligase Hakai-like. The transcript is spliced from 4 exons. Bases 135 to 1250 code for a protein of 371 amino acids. The record is from RefSeq and is a predicted model, not a curated record. Lineage: Eukaryota; Metazoa; Chordata; Actinopteri; Gadiformes; Gadidae.